This is a messenger RNA of Cordyceps fumosorosea ARSEF 2679, 1071 nucleotides long. RefSeq names its product Pyridoxal phosphate-dependent transferase, major domain protein. The record is from RefSeq and is a predicted model, not a curated record. Bases 1 to 1071 code for a protein of 356 amino acids. NCBI's taxonomy places the organism in Eukaryota, Fungi, Ascomycota, Sordariomycetes, Hypocreales, Cordycipitaceae. Gene Ontology annotation, biological process: L-threonine catabolic process; glycine biosynthetic process. The transcript has a single exon. Gene Ontology annotation, cellular component: cytosol. Gene Ontology annotation, molecular function: L-allo-threonine aldolase activity.
AUGCCUGCUGCUGGAGCACCCACCACCGCCGUCAUGGCCAAGUACAGCUUCCUCGACGACUACUCCGAGGGCGCCCACCCGGACGUCCUCGCCGCGCUCUUUCGGAGCAACGGCACCCAGGAAGUCGGCUACGGCCGCGACACCUUCAGCGAGGAGGCCAAGCACCACAUCCGCACCCAUCUCGGCGACCACUCGGUCGGCGUCUUCUUCGUGCCCAGCGGCACCUCGGCCAACGCCAUCUCCAUCGCCGCCUGCCUGCGCCCGCACGAGGCCGUCGUCGCCGCCAGCUCCGGUCACAUCGUCACCCGCGAGACCGGCGCCGUCGAGGCCUCGGGCCACAAGAUCAUCAAUGUCGUCCCGGACAACGGCAAGCUGACUGUUGCCAGCAUCUCCAAGGCGCUCGACGACAACUGGCACUUUCCGCACAUGGCCCGCCCGCGCCUCGUCUACAUCUCCAACGCCACCGAGGUCGGCACCGUCUACACCAAGGCCGAGCUGACCGCCAUCAAGCGCCUCUGCGAGGACAACGGGCUGCUGCUGUUCGUCGACGGCGCCCGCAUCGGCUGCGCCCUCACCUCGUCCAAGAACGACCUCACCCUCAACGACAUGCUGGAGCUGACGGACAUCUUCUGGAUCGGCGGCACCAAGAACGGCGCGCUGCUGGGCGAGGCCGUCGUGGUCAAGCACCCGCGUCUCGCCGAGGACUUUGAGUUCUUCGUCAAGCAGCACGGCUCGCUGCUCGCCAAGGGACGCGUCAUGGGCGUGCAGUUCGCGGAGCUCUUCCGCGACACGCUCUACUUUGACCUCGCGCGGCAGGCGAACCGCGCGGCGGAGAAGCUGUCGCGGGCCAUCGUGGGCGCGGGCUUCGCGCUGCGGGCGGAGACGGAGACGAACCAGGUGUUCGCGGUGCUGCCGGUCGGGCUGGUCAAGACGCUGCAGCAGAGCUUCUCGUUUUACGUCUGGGAGAAGCACGACGAUGAGUGGGCGGUGAUCCGCCUGCUGACGACGUGGGCGACGGACCCGGAGCAGCUGGAGCGCUUCAGCAGCAUCGUGCUGCACUGGACCAAGUGA